GACAAGGUGAGUCUUGGGACAAGAGGAUACUGGAGACAGGGAACUUUAUGACAGGGACUAGGACUAGACAAGACUGACUAACUAGCUAGACUAGGCGCGUCCUUUUAUAGUUGUCUACAGCUUGAGUAUUACUAAGCUGGGUCUUACUAAUAAAGAGAGUGUUCUGGAUGGAUCUGGCUGUAGGUGGGUAUCCACCUAGGAUAACAGGACUCCUAGGCUUUUCUAGAAGAGCCCGAAGUCCUCUGGUCUUGUGCAUGUGACCACCGUCCAAUCACAGAGAUACAAAUCUCUGACAAUAUCAACAAUGGCCCAUCGCCACAAACUGCAUACAGCUCAACAGUUAGCCUUAGCGAACGGAACAGACGUACCUAAAAGACAGAGUCCCAACAUUCCCAACAGAGAUGCAUGGAAGCACAUUGUUCAAGCGUGGAACCUUGUGAAGCCAGAAUCCAUUCGCAACUGCUUCCGCCAUGUCCCUAUUUUCAACAACCGCCACAAGUACGAUCUCUCCUUCUCAGUUCCAGACAGACACGUUAUGGCUGCUCUCAAGAAUAUUCGGCUGAACAUUCAUCAGAUAAACCAGAAGAUGUUUGUCCCGGUACCAGAGGAACCUAUCGAGGUCGACGAGGAGCAGAUUACUGACGAACAUCCGUCCUCGGCCAUCCUGAGACAUGAAUCUGUGAUUCAUUGGUCUGCCACUGCCAGCCCUGAAGAUAUUGCGGCGUUCAAUGAGCUGCCUCAGCUGUCGACCUCAUACCCUGUUUGUCAAUUGCCAACCCCUAUACCGAGUGUCUAUUUCGAACCGUCGCCCUUCAAUGGCAUCUCAAAUGAUCAAGUUGACCGCUCCAUUGAUGACUUAUCAGCCCAGUUUGGACCUGAGGACCCGGAGCUCGUGUCGCUUUUAGACACUCCACAACAGCACUAUGGCCGGCUGAGUCGCGAGCUGGGGGGACCAGCACUUGCUCUCCAGAGAAUAGAGGAAAUGCGAAGCAACAGGACAUAUAUUCGCUUUUUCAAAACAGACCAGUCCAUCGCCCAUAAACACUAAUAUGCUCGACGAUUUCGAUUCAUCGGAUGACGACCAAGACAUGGACUUUCAUAUUGCGCCCGCUGAAGACGUGCCUACAAGCUACCAUCCCCGCACACUUGUCCUGGGUCAUGAAACCCGAGUUCUGCACUGCUACGUGGACGAAACACCAUCGUCUCCCAUUACCGAGUUUGAUUGUCUGGACUCCGAUAACUUUGAUGAGGAACGUGAUAAUGAGGAGAUGAUGGUGGUGGUGGAGGC
Messenger RNA from Gamsiella multidivaricata, 1288 nucleotides. RefSeq lists its product as uncharacterized. Lineage: Eukaryota; Fungi; Mortierellomycota; Mortierellomycetes; Mortierellales; Mortierellaceae. The record is from RefSeq and is a predicted model, not a curated record. The transcript is spliced from 2 exons. The coding region runs from base 305 to 1048 and encodes 247 amino acids.